Messenger RNA from Ambispora leptoticha, 381 nucleotides. The record is from the annotation of a GenBank genome assembly. NCBI's taxonomy places the organism in Eukaryota, Fungi, Glomeromycota, Glomeromycetes, Archaeosporales, Ambisporaceae.
AAGAGAAAGGCUGAGAAGGAAAAAUGCCAAUACAAUAGCACAAUUUAUCUGGGACGAAGUUGUCACGAGACAUGGAUGUUUUGCUGUUCUAGUAUCAGACAGAGGGACAGAAUUUAAGAAUAAUGUGUUGAUGGAGUUAGCAACCCAUUUAAAUGUUAAUCAACGAUUUGUAGCUAGUUAUCAUCCAGAGGCCAACGGGCGGGCAGAACUCUACGGACAUGAUGCUAUAACACCAAUUCAAUUAAUGUUAGAAACUUAUCAAAGAAUGGUUGAGGAUUUGAGAAAUACGCAAAUGGAAAAGGAUGAAUUAAGACAACAGUGGAAAGAAAUACAUGACCGAAAAUCUAAGAAAAAGGAAACUUACGAGAUUGGAGAUUUUUA